Ostrinia furnacalis (Asian corn borer) is the source of this 2568-nucleotide messenger RNA. RefSeq names its product conserved oligomeric Golgi complex subunit 3 (gene Cog3). NCBI's taxonomy places the organism in Eukaryota, Metazoa, Arthropoda, Insecta, Lepidoptera, Crambidae. Bases 54 to 2534 code for a protein of 826 amino acids. The record is from RefSeq and is a predicted model, not a curated record. Gene Ontology annotation, cellular component: cis-Golgi network; COG complex; membrane. Gene Ontology annotation, biological process: Golgi organization; intra-Golgi vesicle-mediated transport; intracellular protein transport. The transcript is spliced from 12 exons.
CUGACGUCUGACGUCGGCAGUGUUAUGUGAUUUCCAAUUUCUUUUUAGACAAAAUGGAUAAUAACAUGAGUUUAAAAGAAAUUCAAAGCAAAUUAUUGCUAUGGGAGGCUCCAGAGAACCCACUAGCACCGCUAACGGCGGAUCAACGAGAGGCAAUAUUGGAUUUGGAGUCCUUAAUCCUUGGUGUUUCCAAUGAAACUGAAGAAGACAAAUCAGCGGACGAAUCCAAUAAACAAACGGAAAAUACUCCCAUACCACCAGUGGACAAAACAUUCGAUUUCCUGGAUUGGUAUGAGAGUUUAUGCGAGAAAACUAUCAAGGCGGAUGAUUCUCCGUACGAGGCAUACUACCGGCAAUUGGAGGAUAGGAGAAAUGAAUGUGUAUCUUUGAAUAAUCAGAUUGGGGCUACAAUGGCGGACCUGUACAAGUUAUCAGAAGAAUAUGAGCUUGUUUCCAACAAAACCAAUGCCCUACAUUUGAUGAGUGAGCAGUUGUUGGCUGACCAGAAUAAACUUUCCAGUAUAGGUGAUGACAUCAAGCAGAAGCUCCAUUACUUCACUCAGGUGGAGCACUUAUCUCAAAGACUCAACAGCACCACCAUGUCAGUGAACAGUGAAGCAUUCUUCAUAGUGCUAGCUAAAAUUGAUGACUGCUUGGAAUAUAUGAAGAGCCAUAGUACAUUCAAAGAAGCUCACACAUACCUUGUAAAAUAUAGGCACCUGCAAAGCCGAGCCAUCUCUCUCAUCCGUUCCUAUGUGAAUCAUGUUCUGAACCACGCCACAGAGCAAGUAUUGGCUCCGAACGAUGAAGACUCGACGGAGCAGGAGUCUAUGGACACUGCGUAUGCUGUGUACUUCGGCAAGUUUCAGGCAGCAGCUCCUAAGUUGAGGAUGGUGAUUAGCGAGAUUGAAACAAGGGCAGAGACUAAUGCUGACUACGCAUCUCUCCUCUCCGAUAUCAAACGCGAGUAUGCAACGCGUCGGGCUCGCGUAGCCGGCGCGCCCACCGCUGCAGCGCUUAGUGCAGCCGCUGCGAAACAUCAGCGCGAUCACUGUACAUUAGCGCGCGCCGCGUGUUCGUUACUCGCGCACGCGUGUAGAGACGAAUGCGCGUUGUACUCGCAUCUGUUUGCGAAAGUGUCGCCAGAACUCGAGGAGUACCUGCAAUCCCUCUGCAACGGACUUUACGAGACGCUCCGGCCGCACAUCAUCCACAUCGUCCACCUGGAGACUCUGGCUGAGCUGUGCGUCAUCCUGCGCGUCGAGAUCAUCGAGGAGCAGGUCAAUAACGACCCGAGCCUGAGCGCGUUAGGUGCGACGGCGCGCGCGCUCCUACAAGACGCGCAAGAGAGACUAGUGUUCCGCGCGCACGUGCAUUUGCGCGCCGACGUGCUGCACUACCGGCCCGCGCCCGGCGACCUCGCCUACCCCGACAAGCUGGAGAUGAUGGAGCAAAUCGCGCUCUCAAUCCAAGAGCAGAGUCUCAAACGGAGCGAUUCCCGCAAUUCCAUGGUGUCAGACAUUUCUGCGACGUCACAAGAAGUGGCUAAUAUCAACGUGGAAGCUCAAAGAAGGCCGCAGGCGUCGCCGGCCGAUCUCCAUGGCAUGUGGUACCCGGGCGUUAGGAGGACGCUUGCAGCUCUAUCUAGACUGUACAGGUGUUUAGAGAAGAAAGUGUUCCAAGGUCUUGCCCAAGAAGCGAUUUCGCUCUGCGUCCAAAGCAUAGACAGUGCGGCCAAGCAAAUAUCAGCCACACAAACCAACAUAGACGGGCAGUUAUUCCAAAUCAAGCAUUUACUUAUUUUAAGAGAACAGAUCGCGCCAUUCCAAGUAGAUUUUAUAGUGAAAGAAACUACUCUAGACUUCAGUAACGUGAAAAAUGCAGCGUAUGGAUUGAUAAAGAAGCCCCGUCAGAUAUUUUCUCUGAACAGCAACAAUGCUUUGUUAGAGUUCCUUCUGGAAGGAACGCCGAUGGUGAGGGAACAUCUUCUGGAUUCGAGGAAGGAGGUGGAUAGGCAGUUGAAAGCGUGUUGUGAAACGUUUAUAAAGGAAGCCACGGAAUUGCUGGCGGGACCGAUGAUUAGUUUUAUUGAAAAGGCCCAAGCCUUCACCCCCGUAGAGCAGCUGAAGUCCCAACCGUGGGCGACUCCCGAGGAGACGGCAGUAUGCGUCAAGGAAGCUCAGAAGAGGAUCAAGGCCCACCUGGCUCCCCUGCAGAGGUCCAUGCAGCUGUAUCUGGCCAAUAAGGAAACGGAGUUUAUACUGUUCAGGCCUAUAAGGAACAACGUAGUCGGCUACUUCGUCCAAAUAGAGCAACUACUCCAAAGCGCCGGCUAUUCCUACGAGGACCUGCUCAUAGUAGCGUGCCCCACGCCAGAACAAGUAUCAGUCUUCAUUUCCUCCGCUAGCCUGGUCAGUCGCGGCGAACCGGUCGCGCCUUACGGCAAGAAGAGACGCACUUCUGCUGUGAGAAAGCCGAGCGUCACGCGCGUGCCUGAGACAGAGGUCGCUGAAAGUACCGUUGCUAGUGUAUGAUUUGUUUUAACGCAAUUACGUUCCGUUAUCAUUU